Molecule: messenger RNA, 2664 nt
Organism: Penicillium robsamsonii
Lineage: Eukaryota; Fungi; Ascomycota; Eurotiomycetes; Eurotiales; Aspergillaceae
Product: putative C2H2 finger domain protein
Exons: 3
Coding region: 1-2664 (887 amino acids)
Biological process (GO): regulation of transcription by RNA polymerase II
Molecular function (GO): RNA polymerase II cis-regulatory region sequence-specific DNA binding; DNA-binding transcription factor activity, RNA polymerase II-specific
Source: RefSeq, a predicted model, not a curated record
AUGACUGAGCCCUCAUCAGGAGACGAGUUUGAAUCCGGUCCUCCAAGCCAUGGCGAUGUCGCAACCUCUGAGCAAGAUGCAGUGACCUCCUUGGUGCAGUACCAGCCGAGGCUCGACAUUGAUUUGCUUGCAGAAGAACAGCUGGUCUCAGAUUUAGCCGAGAUUGAUAUCAUGAAUAUACCUCACGAUGCUAUCGGAGCCUCAACGACGCUGUGGCCUGCCAAAAAUACAUUGCCCCCCAAGAGUGGCAAUCGUUUUAACCCUUCCGCCCUAAAGCUGCUAAAGAGAUGGUUCGCGAAUCAUGAAGAUUACCCGUACCCAACAAGCGAUGAUAUACAACAGCUUGAGGCUCACACUGGCCUCAGUCAGAAGCAGAUACAAAACUGGUUCUCUAAUAUGCGACGACGCUCCAAGGUUCGACGAUCGUUAUUAUUCUCAUCGAAUUCUUACAGAACCUCCGAUCCAAUAACGACUCAGAGAUUUUCUGUUGACAUACCUCCAAGGCCGCCGACGCCUACACCUUUUGGAAAUAUGAAUCCACUUCAACGAUGGGAGAGCUCUCCGCCCGAACACGAAGCAGCUGCAGCUUCUGACAUCUCACGUGCCAUCGCCGCUUGCUCUGCAGACUCCGUCGCCUACAGCUCUCGGAACUCGGCAACAUUCUCGGGCAACACAUCCUUGGACGGAAGUGACGGAACUUCAUAUUCAAGCCUAGGCUCUGGCUCCGGCUCAUCGGCCUAUUCUUUCGGUGGGCGCACUUCACUCUGCUCUCAAGAUCCUCUCAAGCACAUGGUUCGGCGCAGAAGAAGGCGAACCAGUGCCAGAAGAGAUGAAAAUUUUAGAGUCGGGCUUCCACAGCUGUCACGGCCCCUCAAAACGUUCCAGUGCACGUUCUGCACUGAAACUUUCAAAACCAAGUUCGACUGGCAUCGACACGAAAAGUCACUACACUUAUCUUUCGAGAAAUGGAUUUGCUCGAGGGGUGGGUCAGUAGUACCCGAUACCAACAGAGGGACACUGUGUACUUUUUGUGGAGAAGCCAGUCCGAAUGAACAACAUCUCCGAGAUCACAAUGCGAUUGAAUGUUCAGAAAGACCUGUUGGAGAACGGACUUUCUAUCGAAAAGACCAUCUUCGGCAACACUUGAGGCUGGUACAUGCCGUAGACUAUUCAGAAGAGCUAAUGAAAACUUGGAAUAUCAGCAAGGAAGAUAUCAAGUCGCGGUGCGGAUUUUGUGGUAUCUCCAUGACAUCGUGGAUAUAUCGUGCGAACCACUUGGGCCAACACUUCAAGACAGGGAAAACAAUGGCUGAUUGGGAGGGCGAUUGGGGCUUUGAUGAUCAUGUGUUGGAAAUCGUUGAAAAUGCCAUGCCUCCCUACCUCAUUCAUUUCGAGCAAGCCUCGCCUCUCCCCUUUUCUGCGGUGCAAGGACCUACCGAGACGCCGACCAGUCCAUAUGAGCUUCUUAAGUUAGAGCUUGAGUACUAUAUGCAAAAUCAAUUUGAUAGUGACGGUAGUCUGCCCUCUGACCCAGAACUUCAACAUGAGGCUUGUUCCAUCAUCCUUGCAGCGGAAAUAUCAUCGCCUGUUCCUGCCCAGGCAGCACCAUCCUGGCUUCGGGAUGUAUUCAUGUCCUCAGAUGAACCUACAAAGGGGGCUUGCUUGCGCCCAGUCAAUCAUUGUAUGGUGCGAGUAAGCCAGCUAAGCAUCAAUGGGAAAAACAAUAUAUUUGAGAAUUGCAACCUGGAGCUCGAGUUGCGCAAUUUUAUCAUUAUGCACCAGACUCUGGGCCUCACCUUGUCAGACUCAGAAAUACAAGAAAAAGCUUGCAAUAUCAUCAGUCAUGCAGAUGCCAGAUUCUUGGAUGAAUCCAAACGGUUCAUGGAUUUCAUGGUACGGCUUAUUUGGGGCUCUGUGAACUGGAUUACCUUUCUGCUUGAAAGAGCAGGGCAGCAGGCUGCCGACGCCAUGGAUAACGCCAACCAGAAUUCCAUCCUUACCUUUCCUGAACUGGACCCAGGUCCUGUGUAUUUGCCAAGCACGGGGUGCUCAGAAGCCAUGGAGACAAUUGGAAGCCCAAUAUACCCAGCCUUCACACUCAAUAGCACUCGCGACACGAUGGGUGAGAUUCUUGAACUCCCGACAUUGCCGACAGAUGCAUUCGUAGGGACGGCGCAUGGUUCAGGCGGCAAUGGAACUGGGCUCACUUCCGAUCUCUCCCUUCCAGUUACUAGCCAAACUAGCUUACUGGGCACAGCGGAUGUCGCAUCUGGCUUCGAUGUUGUCCCGAAUCCGACAUGUAAAAGUGGUUUAGCGAGACUACUUGGAAACGCUGAUAGCAUAACGACGGAUCGACUCGCUGAUCCAGUAUAUACUACACUGAACAUACAGCAACGUACAAGGACAUCAUCAGGGCGAGUACACUUUCACAAUGGCGGUAACUCGUACCUGGCUCUUGUGAAAGACCUAUCCAUCUUCGCCAAAAGAGCAAUGUCGAUCCGCAAUCCCAACCGCCACAUUCCCACUGAUGAUGAGAUCAAAUACCAAGCGCGUUGGAUAUGGUACGAAGAUGACGAUCCGUGGAAUCAGACGCCAGCAGAUAACGAACAAUGGUUGCGAGAGUUUAAGCAUAACGAGGGUAUACCUGGCGUCAACGAAGAGUAG